Molecule: messenger RNA, 11735 nt
Organism: Mustela lutreola (European mink)
Lineage: Eukaryota; Metazoa; Chordata; Mammalia; Carnivora; Mustelidae
Gene: ZNRF2
Product: zinc and ring finger 2
Exons: 5
Coding region: 72-797 (241 amino acids)
Source: RefSeq, a predicted model, not a curated record
CUCCUGCGCUCGCUCCCGCCCUCCCGGCAUUCGGGGCGCCGCGCGCGGGCCCGGCCCGGGGCAGGGCGGCCAUGGGCGCCAAGCAGAGCGGCCCGGCCGCUGCUAACGGCCGCACCCGCGCCUACUCGGGCUCGGAUCUACCUUCCAGCAGCAGUGGAGGCACCAAUGGGACCGCGGGCGGCGGCGGCAGCAGCGGGGCGCGGGCCGCGGCCGCCGGGAGGUUUCCGGCUCAGGUGCCCGGCGCGCACCAGCCCAGCGGUUCCGGCGGCGCCGCGGCGGCCUCAGCGGCCCCGCGCAGUCGCUCCCUCGGCGGGGCCGUGGGGAGCGUGGCGUCGGCGGCCCGCGCGGCACAGUCCUCCUUCAGCAUCCCCAACAGCAGCAGCGGCCCGUACGGCUCGCAGGACUCGGUACACAGCAGCCCCGAGGACGGCAGCGGCGGCGGCGGAGGCAGAGACCGGCCGGCGGGCGGGGGCCCCGGCGGGCCGCGUCUGGUGAUCGGCUCCUUACCAGCUCAUCUCUCGCCGCACAUGUUUGGAGGAUUUAAGUGCCCCGUAUGUUCAAAAUUUGUACCUUCAGAUGAAAUGGAUUUGCAUCUUGUGAUGUGUUUAACAAAGCCAAGAAUAACCUAUAAUGAGGAUGUACUGAGUAAAGAUGCUGGGGAAUGUGCAAUAUGUCUUGAAGAAUUGCAGCAGGGAGAUACUAUAGCACGACUGCCUUGUCUAUGCAUAUAUCAUAAAGGCUGCAUAGAUGAAUGGUUUGAAGUAAAUAGAUCUUGCCCUGAGCACCCUUCAGAUUAAGCAUCAGCUUCCUGUUUUAUAGGUUUUCUUGUCUUUCCAAGAUGCUUGAAAAACUGAGAGGAUAUGAGGAUCUGUCUCUGGAAAAAGAAAAAACUGCAGGCAUACUCAGCCAGAAAUCUGAGUUCUGUGAGACUUGGUAAUGCAGAGAUGGACAAUCAUACAGGGGGAUAACCCUGCUAAAGAGAGGACAGUUGCCACAGAACUCAGUGUACCAAACAUGCAUAUAAAGGACACACAGGGAUUUUGAAAAUGCUGCACAUCCCUUAAUAGUCAUCUACAUAGGUAACACUGAUAAACAUUUUGUAUUCAGACGCCAAAGUUAAUUGAUUUAGAAGUUGAUUUUAUUAAGUUCUGUAGAGCUGCACAACUAGUUGUGGUUUGACUUGGUUUUAAGUUGGGGGUCACUUUAUUUUUCCCCAACACGAUGUUUCUGCAUUCAUCUAUUCUUAAACUGAGGACCGCAUAAUGUACUUCUUAUAAAUUAAAGUCUUAAAUGUGAAAACAAGAAAUGUAAUCAAGCAGUAAAACAUUGUCUGAAUGUAGACCAUGAUCUCAAGUUCUUCUAUUUUUUUUCCCCCAAGAGUGGAAAAUAGACUUCUGCAUAGGAGAGCUAAAAUAUGUUAAUAUUUGAAAUUAAAGGUGUAACAGUACCAGAAUGCAGUCCAAAGAGUAAAUCAGGUUACAUAGUUAUAUUUUAAUGAACUAAAUCUAAGAUUGUCGAUUGAAUUGCAAUUUGUUAAAUCUAUUAUUUCCUCCUAAGUAAAACCGCUCAAUAGUUAAUCAGUAAUGAAUCAUCUUGCAGCUAUGCAACUUUUUAAAAAAAAUAGAAAUUACCAAUUUUAAGUGCUGCCAGCUAUAAUAACUUUGUUUUAACGGGUAUUUUUAUUUGUUCUCUUCAUGUAACUAUUUUAUUGUGCUUUGCAUCUCCAGACAGUUUUCCCACAUUUGGAUAGAAUGUUUAGCAGGUUGUAAACUUCGUAACUUAUGAAAAGGGUAAAAUAAAAUUUUCUUGAAUGGAACUUGGAAUAAUUUGAGGGCCAUUUUAUAUACUUUUAAAAAUCAGAAUUUAAUCGGGAUGCCAGAUUUAUAGCAAUUUGCAUCUUUAAUUUUCCAGAUAAUCUGGAAGGUAGUGUUUGAUAAAUGAUUUUUUAAAGCAAAUAUGAAGAUUUUGUUAAUUUAUAAUUUAUUAAUGUGUUAUUACUGUAAUUGAAAAUGUUAUAGAGACUUUUAAAUUCAGUCUUGUGUAGAAAGAAAUGUAUUAAGCAAAAUUAUGUGAAUAAAUAUUCCCAUAAAAAUACAUCUGAAUGGUUAAAAAAUACUGGAAGAGAGCUAUCAGGGCUACAAUAGUGAAUGUCCUUUUUUUUUUUUUUUAAUAUAAAAAGAUACCAAUAAGUAGAUCUCAUAUUUUCAAUAUAUAGGGAAAAUGUUAUCAGUGAACAUUUAAGCAGUGCACUUUACUUGGUAUUAUUGAAAGCUGCACAGUACUGUUUCCUUAUUUUAAACUUUAAGUAUUUGCCUUUCUAUUCAAUGCUGCUAUUCUUAUUCUCAAAUUUUUUCCCUAUUUCUGGUUCUGUUUUCAUAUUUUUUGAAAGGGCACGUACAGGAGCAAAAUGCUGCUACCCAGAAAAAUUAGUGUUUUAGAAGCAAUUAAAAAAGUUUUUCUUUGCUUUCUGUGUGAUUCUAGACCAGAUAACAUUUUCCCUAAAGUUAUGCUGUGAAAUGCCUUUUGUUAUGCUGCAGUUGACAGAAGCAUCCAAAAUCUUGGUUGUGACAGUGGACAGCAUGGUUUCAUAGGUGCUUUUUAAAACAGUUAUGGGAAAUACUCUUGCCUCAAGGAAAAUAUUCUUUCCCUAAAUUUUUUCCUAUUAUCAUGAAAUCUUAAUACGAAUCCAUGUUGCUUCACAUUUUUAAUUUUGUAAGCUUUCACACGUACACACAUACCCAGUCACCCCAGGAAAAGCCUCUUAGAAUAUUCUGUGAAUAAUUCAUUUUUUUCUACUACUGGUAUAUUGUAUGAUGGUAAGAAUUGUUUGUUGUCUUCCAUUCUUGAAGGCAGAGAUUGACUCUGGCUGUGGUAAUUACCUAUUAAUAUUCUCUUGGAAUUUGAUUUUCUGAUACAGUUUACUCUUUGGCUUUUUAAUUUUAUUAAGUUUUAAGUUUACGUCCUUUUCCUUCUUUCUGUCCCGUCCUGCACCCUCAGUCUCUUGCUCAGCCUCAGACUGUCCCAGGAUUCUGCACCGCGGCUGCUACAGGGCAGGCUCCUGUGUUGUAGAAGAAAGUUAAGUGUUUAUUUGUGUUGAGUGCUACUCGAUUAUUAAUACUUAUCUAGGGAAGUUUUUACUUAAGGUCUGUUUAUAGCAAUCCCUUUUUUGUUAAAAUAGACAAAGCUUGGCAUUUUUACUUUAAGUUUGGUCUCUUGUCAAUGAUUCCCUAAAAAGAAGAAUUUAGAAAUUGAAAAGAAAAUGUUUUUAAUAGCCCAGAUACUCUGGUGUUUAUUCAGAGUCAAAGUUACUACUCUGGAAAAUAUUACAAUAUUCUACAUAAUGUCACUUAUGACAUUUGUAAAUCUGUAUGUGGACACUGAAUAGUCUAAGUAGGAUAUAAAAAUCACACCAGAUAUAUUUACAUAUGUAGCUUGAAACUACUGACAACUGAAUAUCAUGGAGACAAAAUAAAGAUCAAAAACCUAGACAUAAAGUUGGUGGUAGCUUUCUAGAAUCUUUGUAAAUAUGUGUUUUCCAGUAAGAUUGCACUUACAUACUUAGAAAACGGUAUGUUCUGAAAUUUCACUUUAGUGCCACUCUUCAUAAUGGGUUUAUUGUCAAUUUUGACUCAUUUGUUCUGGCUUUUUUGGGUUUUAUUGUUUUUGCCAGAAUGUAUAAGAGACAGUAAGAUUAUUCUAUCCUACUUUUGACUCUCUGCCAGAGAAAUUAGACUAAACUUCAUCUUAAUCUGUGUUUUUAAGAUCUGGUUAUAAAUCGGAUAUAGAUUGUAUUUUAAGAGCAGUGUUUGUGAUUGAAAUAUAAAUAAUGGUUUCUAGAACUACAUUUUUGGGGGGUGAGUGAUAGCUGAACAUUUAAAAGGCCAGGUUGUUAACUGUCGCAUGCUAUAUGAGUUCUGGUUUCUCAGUGCAAGUUUUACAUUUAUUUUAAAUGUUUCACUGUUACUUCAGUUCUCACCCACUAAACACUAUUAGAAUGUAGCCCAAAAUGCCUGAGGGUGUGGCACUGUCAGCAUAUUUGCAAUAUGUAUUUUGAAAAGAUUUCAGGUUAAAAAUGUAUUUGUGAAAAUGGUAGAUUUCCUUUUCAAAGCUCAUUUUAAUUUCUAUUUUGGGUAUAGUAAAGUUUAAGAGCAGUUGUUUAAAUGAACUACUGUAUAGAAAGACUAAGAGAUACUUCUUUAAAUGACAAAGACAGUAAAUUAAAUGUAAAUAUUACCUAAUUUUAUUUACAAACUUGGAGAGUUGAGGAAGGGAAAUUUCUUAACGAUAAGCUACUACAUUUGAACAAAGCAUGAGACUCUUUCUAAAUACUCAAGAAUAAUUGAAUUUCCUAUCUAGUUGAUAUCUAUAUUAUGCAUCAAUAGUGGUAUCCAACCCAUCUUAUUUUUUCCAUAGAGGAAGUUCCCAUAUACAUCAGAUUAUUGGGAACUUUGUAAAACUGCAUAGAGAUAAAUGUUGCUUAUUAAUUGUGAGUACAGUUUGUUAGUUGCAGGAAAUCUUCUAGUUCAUUGGGGCCAUUUUCUUGCAGUUGGAUCUAUCCUGAGGUGAACUCAAUACAUACAGACAAUGUAUUAAAUGUGAAGUGUCCCUUGUUCUUGUACAGAUAUUUAAAAAAAAAAAAAAAAUUCCAGCAUGCCAGUAUUUUGUCUUUGGCCUAUCACCCCAUACCCCUUUUUUUUGAAGUGUGUAACUUUGGUUUUUUUCUUUGCUAUAUUGUGAAUAACAAUAGUUAAAUUAUCUGGUUUUUUGUCUAUUUUUCUUCUCUAUAUCUUUUCAUUCUGAAACAAAAUUACUUCUUUGUCUUCUUUAGAGGAAGUUGCUACUUGGUAUACUCCUAGUGGUGAUUCUUAAGUGGGGAACAACUGAAUGGGUGAAAUUUUGAUAAUGACUAACCCAGGCAGUGCUUUGAGUGCCAUAGUCUAUGAAUGCUGUGUGUAAGCUAGGAACCUGAAUGUUGUUUUUAAAUUACAGAAUUCCUGAAUUGAGUGGGAAAUACCUAGAACUAAAAGCAUUCAUUAAAGGAAACCAGAAAAUGUUAAUAUUAAGUUUUAGCUGAAACACUAAGUUUUAACUGAAACACUGAAUAGCAACACUGAAUACUGUAGAAAUGCACUUGCUAUACUUAGGGGAGUUCGUAUAUUUUCAGAUAUUUAAGCCAUCAUUCAUUUUAGACCAGCGUCUAAUAAUAAGAUAAAUUUCUGGUUUCUUGUUCGUAGAGAAGCAAAGAGCAAUAUGGCAUAUACCCACAUCCCGAAAUAAAGGAAAAAAUAUUGUAAUAUCUGUUAACCAACAUUGACAUUAGCUCUACCCUAGACUGAGGCAUCUAUCCGGACCCCAAGUCUUAGAAUAAGUGACUGAUUUCUCCUAUUAAAAAAUUUUAUGCCUGCCUUUUUUAUUUGAUGUGCUGAGAUUGAUAGCUACCAAUGGUUUAUGUUUAUAAACUAGUUCUGCUUGUUCUCUCUUACCAGUGAACCUGGCACUAGCAUUUUGUAAAGGUUACAUUUUAGUCAACAGCAUUUUGGACACCUGUGUGCGUAUGAUACAGUUAACCCUCUAGGGAGGUAAAAAGAGAUUUUGCAAUUUGAUGAUGGUAUUGGUCUUUAUUAUUAGAAUCCAUUAUACUUUACUUCUUUGCAAUGGCUUGAGUAUCAGUUUUUUUAGAAAAUCACAGUAAUAAUAUUUACUUCAUUGCUUUGUUCAUGGUUUCAAAAGUGACUCUUCUGUAAUACCUCUUACAUUCCUCUAUUAGAAAAUAUUUUCCUGUUAAAUAAGAUUAUCAAAAGCAUCCAUCACAAGAAAUUUAGAAAGUGUACUAGGAGUAACUUAUAUUGGUGAGUCAUAAACUAAGAUGGAACGAUUCAUUACUGACAUUUUAAUAAAAUUUCCAAAUGAUGUUGCCAUAUUAUCCUGCUAUUUAGAAAUAGAAAAUAAGAGAAUGUUUUUAGGGAAAUGCAUCCUAUCCACUGUAAUAUCUAGAACUUGACAGCAUGUUACAGUAAAAUUGAGAAUUAUCUGAUUGCUGAAUGGUUACCAUGAAUUAACUGAUGUCACAGUUUAUUUUUGUAUACCUAUUAAGUUAAAAGUCUAAAAUAGCUUGAGAAAUGAUGCGGUGGUAGUGAAUGAAGAGUUCUUUAUUACCAUAACCAUAAGUAAAAAUGUACUUUGGAAUUUCUAAUGUGAAACCUACUUGUAAAUUUUUUAAUUGAAAUAUGGUUGUAGUAGAGCUAUUAAGUUUUGGGAAGGAAUGGUCUGUUAAUGUGUGAUCAUAACUUUUAAACUUGAGAUUGUAUUUGGUAAUACUGUGUUUUUAAUUAAACAGAGGAGUACUUAAUCUUUUGAAGCACAGUUUUCAUGAUGCAGGAGGUAUUGAGCUUUGUAGCAGAGCGGUAAGGAACAUGGGUUCUGAAGCCAGACUGCCUGGAUUGCUAUCUCUUUUCACUUGGGCGAGAUGCUUAACUUCUCUGUGCCUUCUUCCUUUGCCUAUAAAAUGAGGUGAAACUACUGCCUACCUCAAGAUUAUUGUGAGGCUUAGUGGGGAAAGUACAUGUAUGCAUCAGACACACAGUAAAUAAUAAUGUUAGGGGUUAUUAGAGACAAUAAAAGUGUUUGUGCUCAUCCAUGAAUAAAUAAUUUUUGUUAUUCUCCGCAGUCAUGAGGUAGAAGAGUAAUGUCUUGGACUUUAGCUGAUGAGUUUAAGAAACCUAUGUAUAGGGCGCCUGGGUGGCUCAGUGGGUUAAGCCGCUGCCUUCGGCUCAGGUCAUGAUCUCAGGGUCCUGGGAUCGAGGCCCGCAUCGGGCUCUCUGCUCAGCAGGGAGCCUGCUUCCCUAUCUCUCUCUCUGCCUGCCUCUCCAUCUACUUGUGAUUUCUCUCUGUCAAAUAAAUAAAUAAAAUCUUUAAAAAAAAAAAAAAAGAAAGAAAGAAACCUAUGUAUAUAAUAGAAGACAUUGUGGGUUCUGUUCUUCCUUCCUUCUCAGAUCUAGAGAUCAUCUGUCCCAGCUUAUGUAUUAAGCAUACUUGGUUCUGUGGACUGUUAGGGACCAAGAAUAUGGCAGUCUAAGAUAGCUAACCUCUAAGACCUUAAUCUUCAGUGUGGGAAGCAAAUAAGUAAGCAAGCAUGUAAUAAAGAGUAAUAAUUGCUGUUACAGAUAUGUACACAAGGGACAGUGGGGGUAGUGAGGAAGGUCACUGAAUUAGGCAAUGGAAUGAUGAAACAAAGUCUUUAAGAACAAAUAGAUCACACAUAACACCAGGAAAUGUGGAUAAAAGGACACGUGCAGUGGAAGGUUUGGUAAGGGUAUUGCUAAGGCAGAGAAGCAUAGCACAUACAAGCAGGACAUUCUUGGAGAAUUGCCCUGCUCAGAGAAGUAAGCAGGUGACAAAGCACGAUUGGAGGAUCUGAGGCGGGAAAAGGACAGUCAGAUUUACUCAUCAGAUUUACUCAAAAGAUUAGAGAGGAAUGAAACUAGAGGCAGAGGGACUUUGUUAGAUAAUGUAGCAGUUCAGGCUAAAUAAUGGAGAGGCAAAACUAAGGAAUGACAAUAGGGAAAGGAAAGAUGAAGAACUUAAAAAUUUAGAGAGGGAAAGGAACUCAGCUUGGUAAUCAUUUACACAUGGGGGAUGAAAGACCAGACCAGGACAACUCCAUCUGUACUUUUCUCCAUGUUAUGAAAGAUUGAGUUUUAAGACUGAUUCCUGAGAUUUUCCUUUCUGGGCUUUUUGUCUAGGACCAUUUCCAUUAUACCAGUCUUCUCAGCCACUCGGAAGCUAUGUCGGAAGGGUAUUUGUAGAAGUUGGUAUACAGGAAAGAUGGGUGCUACUUUGUAGUAGGUGGGUUAGGUUAAGCUAGAGGAGGACCGGAGAGGUUUAUUAGUUCCUGGAAGGCUGUGGUUGCCAGUGGGUGCUUCAUGAUUAUCUUUGUUUAGUGAAGGACAGGAAAAGAGGACUGAUAAGCUUCUAUUUAGUACCUGGAGAAGCAGCAGAAACCCUGGGAUGUCCUUGUAUUAUAUUAGGUCAAGGAGUCUGUUUCUCUCACAGAUUCCCUAAUCUAAUACAGCAUAUCUCUGAGGACACCAGACUUAUCACAGGUUUCUCGGAAUUGGUUCAAAGAUAGACCAGUAGUUAACUUGGAACUUCCUAGACCAGAAAUUCCUACAAAGCAAGGCCGUUAGAAUAAUAGAAACUUAAUACCUUAGAGAGAAUUGUCCUGAAAUGGAAAAACAAAAGAACAAACCCCUUAUAUUCAAAAAUAUAUUUGCAUGAUUUAAGAUUUGACUUCUCACAUAAAGUGAAAAUCCUUUUUCUGCAGUACCUUAAUGAUGCUGUAAUUAUAAUACCAUUGUUAAAUUCUGCCAGAUAGUGCCUUAUUCCUCUGGUUCUUCCCCCAUGAACUUAAGAAUUCAGUGUUUAUUAUUUUAUGAGAGUUAAAAAGGACCUGACCAAAAAAAUAACUUCCUAACAAAGUCAGUUCGAGACUUAAAUUCUUUCUGAUUGGCUUGAUAAUUUAGUAGCUGGGUGACUGAAAGCAAACCUGUAUACUACUAGCAAUGCAUAUUUAUAUUUCAGAAAAAUAUCAGAUAACUGUAUGUCAUGAACCUUUUAAAGUAGCUCAUUUAUAAAUGAAAGUAGUGUUACUAAAUCUGUAAAUGUUAAGGAUAUUUAUUACCUUUUUAGAGGAUCUCCAACAAGGGAAUCAGCAUACAGUUCUUUGUUUGGAGUUCAGACAUUGCAAAGGCAAGGUCUUCGUGGGGUAUUUAAAUAUCUAGACUAUUGUCAUUUUAGCACGUAAUUGGUAUAAAAAUCAUCAGUGAGAUGUUUUUAUAUCUUUCUUCAGAUUUUGAAGUCUGAUGUAUAUUAUAGCACAUCUGUAUUUGGAAAUAGACACGCUUUAAGUACUCAAGAGCCAUAUGUGACCAGUGGCCAGUAGGUCUAGAUGAGUCUGGAAGGUUGGUUUUCUACUUCAUCUAUCAUCCUAAAUAUAUUUUUUUAAAGAUUUUAUUUAUUUAUAUGACAAAGAGAGAUCACAGUAGACAGAGAGGCAGGCAGAGAGAGAGAGAAGCAGGCUCCCUGCUGAGCAGAGAGCCCGAUGCGGAACUCGAUCCCAGGACCCUGAGAUCAUGACCUGAGCCGAAGGCAGUGGCUUAACCCACUGAGCCACCCAGGCGCCCCUAUCCUAAAUAUUUUUGAAGGUCUUGUAAUUCCAACUUGUUAAAGACUUUGGUCUCUGAAAGUUAAUUAGGUUUAUACAUGAGCAGAGCUGGUCCUCUUUUGUUACUAAACUGAGUCAGAGUUUCUUCAUUUUGUCCUAGAAGUACCUUGAAAAGGUGGAUUAUUUAAGGAAUCCUCUUUAUUUGCUCUCACAGAUGCUACUGGCUUUUAUUAUGACUACAGUGUUGGUAAAGAUGCACAAGCUCUGAAUGACUGAGUCAGUGUUAGAGAUAGGAGUUGGUGUGUUUGUGGCAACCAACAGGAAUUGUGAGCUGUGCUGAUGAAUAGCUCUAGUCCAAGGUGUCCCCUGCGUAGAGCCCUGUGGGAACAGUUGCUGGAGUUUCAGGCCUUACAGGAGUAAACUUUGUACCACAUCCAUGCUUAAACUGCUAAACUUGUCCACCAGACCCUCGUGCACAAAACCGAGACUUCCAAAUCCAGCUUUGAGAGCCACCAGUGGUGAAGUCUGAGCUGUCUUCAAUAAGCUGCUCCCUGCUUUGUGUGGGGGUUAUGUGUUCAAGGGCACUGUUGAAGGGAGUCAGCAGUGGAAUUGCCAGGGAGCUUGGUCACAAGGACGCUACACCGGGGGAAGACAGGUAUAGUGCACUCUUCAGCUUCGGAUCUCUGCAAAUCAGUAAUCCCUAAAACUUCGCCGAAGAUAAGAUCUGCUUGGGAGGCAGGAAGGGAAGACAAUUUUUUUAAAAGAUAUUAAGGCCUUGACCCCCCCGCACCAGAGAGUCUGAGUUCAUUGUUGCAGUGUGGUCCUGUUGCACUGCCAGUCUACAAGUUGAUCUGGUGUUUUCUUAAAUGUACCCCAGAUGGGGUGCCGGCCCUUGAUUGAGGAGGGGAGUGCCAAGCAUGUCCUAGAGCUUUACAACUAAAGUCGAGCUACAGUUCUCUUUCCUUACAGCUUACAGCUCUUUUUGAACGAGCAGACUGUUCUGUCAUUACCCAUUCUUCCCAACUCUGUGGUUCAUAGAAUAAACUGCCUGUUCCAGCCAAGCUGAGAUCCUUGGUUGGUUGGUUUGUUUUUUCCACUUUACUCACCAAAGUUUGUAAAUUGCUAAAAGUCCUUUCCAGAACUCAGCUCUGACAAAUCAAAAGCUUUUUAGCUUUCAGGGUCAUGUUGCUUCCUUUGGCUUUAUUUAAAACAAACAAAAACCAAAAAAAAAAAAAAAAGAGAGAGAGAAAACACCUUUGACGUCAAAGUUGAGCAAUGGUGUCUUGGUUUUGCUUCUUGUGUCUCCUAUUGAAGCAGCAGCUCCAGUGAGUCACUGAGUCAGUUGCCACAAGCAACCAGGAACGAAAGGCAUGAAAAAUGCAGCAGUUAAUAAUUCAGAGAUAGCAUUCUGUUACAUUCAGAACAAUCACUAGAAAGACACUGUACAGGAGUAGUUGUGUGAUUUCCAUUCCAUUUCCUUUGAUUUCCACUUAAUCUUGGUCAUCUUGAAGUUGUCUUAGCCUGAAGACUGUGUGGGAGUUAACUUGAACUGGAAUGGCAGAGUGAACUGAAGUGUGGGUUCAUUUAGCAUAUAUGUAUUGAACGUUGGAUAGAAGUAUGGUACUGUGUGAGGGACACUGUACACUGUACACUGAUGCGGAAAAGAGUUUCUGCCCUUACAGAGCUUACGGUUCCAUAUUUUUAGCAAAAGCUGGUGAUGAGGCAUGGUGUAGCAAAUAUAUAAAUAACAUGGUAUGUGAAACCUAGUUCUUGAAUAAGCAUUUGUGUCAGAUCUUUCAAGGCGUAAGAUUAAUUUAAAGACACUGGAAACUACUUUCUGUGACUGUGCCUCUGUUAACAGUUUCCUGCUGGCGCCAGACCCUCGUAUGUGUCAGUGCCGCUAAACAGGUGAAAACAGCUGAGAGCUCUACAAACACUAGGAUUGCAGGAGAAACAGCCAGGCAGACUUGUUAGCUCAUUUCCAUAUUUCAGAGGCCUGUUUCCUCAGUAAGAAUGGUGAUACAGUUCUAAUCAGAUUUUUUUUCUUCACAGCUUUUUAAAAGCCACUCCAGUCAGUUAUAAUUUAUAUACAGCAACAUUCAUCGUAAGUGUACAGUCUGAUGAGUUUGGGUACAUACAUACACCUGUGCAACUAUCAACACCACAACUGAGAUCGAGAACAUUUCCAUCAUCCCUCAAAAAGUACCACAAACCCCCAUAUGCCCAGUUCCCACCCAUCCAUCCUCUACCCCUAGGCAGCCAUUGAUCUGCUUGUGUCACUGUAGAUUAGCUGCAUUCAGCUUGUCCUUUAUUUGUGGAAGGCUUGUUUGCUCAGCCUGUCUUGUGAAGAGGCAUCAGUGUUACUGCUUGAAUCGGUUCUUUUUUAUUGCUGAGUAGUAUCCCAUUGUACAAAUAUACUGCAGUUUGUUAGCCACUCCCCUGUUGGUGGACUGGGCUCUUUCUGGUUUGGGCUGUUACGAACAAAGUGGCUGUGAACAUUGAUAAAAAAAAUAUUUAUGUGAACAUGUGAUUUCAGUUCGCUUGAAUAAAUAUUGAGGAGUGGAAUAAUUGA